CCCAGCACUCUCGGGGGGUUUUGUUUCGCCAUUAAAUUCAUCAACCAAGUCAAAAGAAAGAAGAAAAACAAAAAGAUGAGCGUGAUCAAUCCCAUAGAAACUGUACUACAUGUAAAGCCAACAUUUCGACUUCUACCACGAGCUGUUUAUCAUCGGAGUCAGCAGAUUCAAGUUUUCCCGCCUAACAACAACACCACUUUCACGAACUCUUCUUCUUUGAGUUCUCCACUUCACAUUAAACCGGUUUCUCAAGUUGGUGGAUCGAGGAACUUGUGGCGUAGUUAUGCAUCUGAUAAGUUCUCUGAUAUGGGUUUGAAUCCUGGAGCUGAUUCAUUUGAGAUGUUCAGUGAGAAGGUUUCUAUAAUGGAUACACUGAAGAAAGCAAACUCUAUACUUCCUCAUGUAGUGUUGGCGAGUACUAUAUUAGCUCUUCUCUAUCCUCCUUCUUUCACAUGGUUUACGUCGAGGUUCUUGCUAUAUAUCAUUCAUGGAAUUCUUAGCACAAGGUAUUUUGUACCCGCUUUAGGAUUCUUGAUGUUUGCGGUUGGUAUCAAUUCAGAUGAGAAAGACUUUCUUGAAGCCUUCAAAAGACCAAAAGCUAUUCUCCUUGGUUAUGUUGGACAAUAUCUCAUUAAGCCUCUCUUAGGUUUCGUCUUUGGCCUAGCUGCUGUUUCUCUUUUCCAUCUCCCAACUCCAAUAGGUGCUGGAAUAAUGUUGGUUUCAUGUGUUAGUGGAGCUCAGUUAUCAAACUACGCAACUUUCCUAACUGAUCCAGCACUGGCACCGCUUAGCAUCGUCAUGACAUCUCUAUCAACCGCUACUGCAGUUCUUAUCACACCAAUGCUUUCUUUAUUGCUCAUCGGGAAGAAACUACCCGUUGAUGUAAAAGGAAUGAUAUCCAGCAUUCUCCAGGUCGUUAUCGCACCAAUCGCUGCAGGAUUACUAUUAAACAAGUUGUUCCCGAAAGUAUCUAAUGCAGUUCGACCGUUUCUUCCAAUUCUAUCGGUUCUUGACACAGCUUGCUGUGUUGGAGCACCAUUGGCAUUGAACAUAAACUCGGUCAUGUCUCCGUUUGGAGUCACCAUUUUGUUACUAGUAACAAUGUUUCAUAUCUCUGCUUUCCUCGCUGGAUACUUCCUUACGGGUUCCGUCUUUAGUAACUCCCCAGACGCAAAAGCCUUGCAAAGAACAUUGUCCUAUGAAACUGGAAUGCAGAGUAGCCUUUUGGCACUAGCGCUUGCAACUAAGUUCUUUCAAGAUCCUCUUGUGGGGAUUCCUCCUGCUAUCUCUACGGUGGUAAUGUCAUUGAUGGGGUUCACUCUCGUUAUGAUCUGGUCUAACGAAAAAAAAAACAUCUAACAAUGUAUUUUAAUUUCACUUCACAUUUUGAUUAUACAAACAAUUGGAACUUCUUCUUGUAAUAUAAUUCAAUACAAUAUUUGAGAU
Messenger RNA from Camelina sativa (false flax), 1446 nucleotides. Its product is annotated as putative sodium/metabolite cotransporter BASS6, chloroplastic. Lineage: Eukaryota; Viridiplantae; Streptophyta; Magnoliopsida; Brassicales; Brassicaceae. The record is from RefSeq and is a predicted model, not a curated record. Gene Ontology annotation, cellular component: membrane.